UUAAACAGCUUCGAAACGUAGCACAAAAGACACCAUACCCGGCAUUUCCUAGCCAACUGGCACGGCCAAUAACAAAUAAAAUAAUUCUUAUAAAAUUUAAUUAAAUAAAUAAAAAUACGCAAAUAAAACAAAAGAAAAUUUUAUGCAAUGCUUUUAAUUGCUGGUAUUUGUAGCAGUUUAUUGUUGUUAUUGACAACAUGGCCCGCUGCGGGAGAAGAAACAAUAAGUGUGACCACCUCCUUGGGAGCCAUCAAAGGCAGUCAAAUGGAAAGUCGUCUGGGUCAUAAGUUUUGGGCAUUUCGUGGUGUACGUUAUGCGAAGGCACCCGAAGGUGAACUACGUUUCCAAAACCCCCAACCGGUUAAGGCCUGGAAACCCAAGGUGCUUGAUGCCACCAUAGAGGGACCCAUGUGCCCCCAAGUAACAGUUAACAGAACUUGGCUUUCAGAAGAUUGUCUGCGAUUGAAUGUCUAUACAAAAAGCCUUAAUGGAACACAAGGUUUAAAGCCCGUCAUUGUCUAUCUACAUCCUGGAGGUUUUUAUGCGGUGUCUGCCAUAAGUGCUUAUGCAGGUCCCGAAAAUUUCAUGGAUCGUGAUAUAGUUUUGGUUGCAGUCAAUUAUCGCCUGGCAUCGCUGGGCUUCUUGGCCACGGGCACUGAAGAUGCUCCCGGUAAUAUGGGCCUUAAGGAUCAAGUUAUAGCAUUGCGUUGGAUAAAACAUCACAUAGAGAAAUUUGGAGGUGACCCCAAUUCGGUUACUUUGUGGGGUUAUAGUGCUGGUAGUUUUAGUAUUGGCUUACAUAUGAUAUCACCCAUGUCCAGGGGUUUAUUUCAUAAAGCCAUAAUGCAAAGUGCCUCACCAUUGGGACAAUUUCGUUACGCCAACAAUCAACUUGGUUUGGCUGAAAAACAGGCAAGACUGCUGAACUGUCCUGUAAAGCCGGUGAGAGAAAUGGUGAAGUGUUUGAAAGCGAAACCCAUGUUAGAUUUCGUUGAUACAGUCAAUGCUAUGUUUGAAUAUGAAUGGAAUCCGGUUCUCAAUUGGGUACCAGUCGUUGAAACCAACUGUGGUCAGGAACGUUUCCUUGUCGAAGAUCCCCUUAAGACAAUGCUAAGAGGUGAUGUACACAAGGUGCCAUUGAUAACAGGUGUAACACAAUACGAAUUUUAUUAUCUGGCCUUUUCUACUUUGCGCAAUGAUACCCAACGUCAAAGAUUUAAUGAUGAUUUUGACAAAUACAAUCCCAUUUACUUUUUAUAUGAACGCAAUACUCCACGUUCUAAGCGCAUUAGUCAGGCAAUGCGUUCGUUCUAUUUCCAAAAUCGUAGCUUAGAAUAUCCUCAAUCAUUGACAUCCUUUGGUGAACUUUACAGUGAUGGUUUGAUCACCUUCGAAUAUCAUCGUUUCCUGCAAAUGGUCUCUAAACAUGUGCCGGUUCGCACCUAUUUGUUUACAUAUAAGGGUCGUUAUAGUCAUUUCAGACAUCCUGAUACCAAUGAAACCUAUGGUGCCAUGCAUCAUGAUGAACUUUUGUAUUUGCUCAACCUUCCCCUAUUGACGCCUAUGUUUGGUGCUAGUGAUCCGGAAAAUCCAACCGUUGAACGUUUAACUCGCAUGUGGUAUGAGUUUGCAAAAAAAGGUGAUCCCAAUAAUCCCUCCGAUGAAUACUUGAAAAAUCUUAGAUGGCCUCUUUAUGACCAAAGAAGGAAACAGUAUCUGGAAAUUGGAAACGAUUUAACUAUCAAAGCGAAUGGUAUCUAUCCCGAACGAAUGCAACUCUGGGAUAAUCUGUUUCCCAUUCAAGAAAUGAUAAACAACAGCCUAUAGGAAAACUGUAUCCAAAUAAAGACAUUAAAAAAAGAACUUCUAUUUUUGUAAAUAUA
This is a messenger RNA of Stomoxys calcitrans (stable fly), 1883 nucleotides long. RefSeq names its product carboxylic ester hydrolase. The transcript is spliced from 5 exons. The coding region runs from base 148 to 1827 and encodes 559 amino acids. NCBI's taxonomy places the organism in Eukaryota, Metazoa, Arthropoda, Insecta, Diptera, Muscidae. The record is from RefSeq and is a predicted model, not a curated record.